Messenger RNA from Thlaspi arvense, 738 nucleotides. The record is from the annotation of a GenBank genome assembly. NCBI's taxonomy places the organism in Eukaryota, Viridiplantae, Streptophyta, Magnoliopsida, Brassicales, Brassicaceae.
AUGUUGAUGGUUUUCAUAUCUCCAGACAAUUUGAAGAAAAAUCCUUCUCUGAAGGUAAAGGAGGCUUCAAGUGAUGGCAGAUCCAAUCAGAUUGCAGCCCAUACUUUUGCAUUUCGGGAAUUGGCUGCUGCAACCAAAAAUUUUAGGGGCGAUUGUCUACUUGGAGAGGGAGGUUUUGGCAGAGUUUAUAAAGGGAGACUGGAAAGCACUAAUCAGAUUGUCGCAAUCAAGCAACUUGAUCGUAAUGGAUUGCAGGGGAACAGGGAGUUCCUUGUUGAAGUGCUGAUGUUAAGUUUGCUUCACCAUCCCAAUCUUGUUAAUCUGAUAGGUUAUUGUGCUGAUGGUGAUCAGAGACUUUUGGUUUAUGAAUAUAUGCCGCUUGGGUCUUUAGAGGACCAUCUUCAUGUGCAGGCAAGACCUUUAUUUAGAGAUCGAAGUAAAUUACCCCAGAUGGCUGACCCCAUGCUUCAAGGCCAAUACCCUGCAAGGGGCUUGUACCAAGCUCUUGCAAUUGCAUCAAUGUGUGUUCAGGAGCAGCCAACAAUGCGCCCAGUCAUAGCUGACGUGGUAACAGCUCUGAAUUACCUGGCCUUACAGAAGUAUGAUCCUGAAACCCAGCCUAUUCAAAGCUCCUCCCAUUGGGCCCCUUUGACUCCUCCUAGGACAAGGAGAGAAGGUGAUAGAAAACCCAAUGCUGGUGGCAGAUACGAAAAAUAUCAAACUAAGAAGUUAUAUUGA